UCAAGAAGUCAUUUCAGCAGUAUUCUCAGUAUGUUUCUUUACGUCCGGGUAAUUGAAUUAUUCAUAGAUCAUCUUGAAAUAAUAGAUUUAAUUGCAUGACUGUUGCCUUCAUCAGAGAGAAUUCAUUUCUUUUUUUAUGCGUGUCUUUGAAACUGUGCCUUGGCACCACAGAUUUCUCUUUUAAUUUAAUGAAAUCAUACAUUAUUUAAUAUUUGAAAUGUGAUUGAUUUUUGUGAUAGCACGUGUACCAAGGGCUGUCAGACAAAUUUAAUUCUAGCUCCAAACAUGCUUUAUUAGAUGAAUUAGGGUUCCUAAAUAGCCUCAUGACGUGGACUUCCAUAAAUGGUGUGUAGGCUUGGCUUGGGUAAGUGGAUUAGACAUUAUCUGCUUCUCCCGCUCUUUGUACCGAGCCCAGCAUUGACCAAAUGAGCUGUGGACUCAGUCAUGGACACAGUCAAUUUGGUUUGGCAGACCUGACUGUUUAUGGCUGCUGUGAGCCUGAGUCAUCUGAACAUUAACUUUUUGGUUAGGUUACUGGUGCCUUCUGGAUCAAAUCUGUCAUUACUCCUUGGACACUUAACAUUGACACUGAAUGAAUCCCACAAAUGAAUAAUGACAAUCAAAAAAACAGUGAUGGAUGUAUUAAGACAUUUUUCAGCUUUUGCACAUUGUCAAAAACACUUUCACCAGAAAUAGGAGGUUGGAAAAUAGUCUCAUGUUUAAUUUUCCCCCAUGCACAAGAAAUGUUUCCAACAUCAAACAGCUGCUCCAGUCUUGUCCUGUAUAGUGAUGUAAUUAUUCUAAACAGGAUGUAAUUUAACACCAAUCCCUGUUACCCAGCAGCACAGGUCUUUUCAUCGAUGAACAUUAUUAAUAAAACGCCAGAAAGCCACUGUUCUUCGCUCCAUCUCUGUCAGGCAGCAACGCCACCACAACAAAAUGGCAUUUCAGUUAAUAAUUGCCUGACCCUGCGUUCUCUAGGUCAGCUGGAGAGCAGCACCAAACCCAAACUCAAAUCAUGAAAAAGGAAGAACUGUCUCUUUGAGGGAACACUCAUUAUUAAAGUGGGUUUUUUUAGAGUGAAUAUAUUGUGGCUGUGCAUGAAAACACUUGGCGAUAUCCAGCUAAAUGGUUAAAUUAAAGUUACAGGAUGAAAAGGGAGGCUGGUUUGUACAAAGGUAACCAGUUUAAAAGCCACAUAAUGACACUCUGAUCAAUGGCAUGUUUUAAUAUCUAGACCUACACUAUUCUGUCUGGUAAAUCCUCUUACAACUCGUGCCCACUUCACCCCCCCCCCCUUUUUUUUUUUCAGUGGUGUGUGAUUGUCAUGAUGGAUAAUACUGUUCCUUCCUGUGCCAGCAAGUAUGACUGAUGAAAAUCUAGAUGAGGAGGAGAGCAGGCUUAGGGAGGGGGAAGGAAAGAGGCAGGAGAGAGGGAGUGAGGGAGGGCCAAUUAUCUUAUUGUUUAACCCACUCAAGGUAGAAGCCCAUCAAUCUGAAACCACUUGCUCAAAUGACUCAUGUUCAGGCUUUCUAAAAGUUUAAUUGGCUUAUAUAAUUAACACUGAGGGGAAAGACAUAUGUGUGAUGUAACUUAGAGGGGAAAAAAAUGAGUGUGUGCCAGGGCUCAUAGAUUUGAAGUGACAGGAUUGAAGUAAGUAAACCAAGACACCACAAACCACAAACCUCACAAUAAUUAACCUCCUGAUAUUUUUUGUAUCAUUUAAAAAAAAAAAAAAUCUGGAAAUAGAAAAUUAUCUGGAAAUAUAAUGAAUUUUAUGGAUUGUUUUUCUAUCUCUGUGUCCCUGAGCUGGUGUGUUUGGCUGUAAUUUAGGCACCACUGGCACCUUUGGGUGCAGCAGGCUGCUUGCUUUGCGGAGGAAGCACCACCUGACAGGCGGGGGGCGUGUCAAACCGUGGCUGCUGCUGCUCUCCGAUCUGUGUCACCUUCACUGAUACCUGUCCUACUUUUUACCUGCACCCCUCGGCGAUGACAAUACAGUCGAAGAGCGGUGCAGUCUAAGCCAUGAGUCAGUUUCGGGCGUUAGCGGGUGUGCUGAGGGGUGGGUGUGCUGGGGGAAGCCAGUGGCUGCGAGGGCGUGGAGGGGGCCCGGCCAGGCGCUGGGUUGAUCUAAGGAGAGGCUGCUCCUCUGGGGCUGCACCUGUCCCCUCAGCAGUGGCCAGCAGCUCCAGCUAUGUGGAGGAGAUGUACUUUGCCUGGCUGGAGGAUCAUAAAAACGUCCACGAGUCUUGGGAUGCAUUCUUCCGCAACAUCCAGGCCUCCAGUCCGUCUGGCGAGGCGGGAGAGAGACGCCCCUCUGCUCUGCUCCAGGGCCGAGUGCUGUCCCACUCACCAGACAUGACACAGAAAGUGGUGGAGGACCACCUGGCUGUACACACUCUCAUUAGAGCCUACCAGAUCCGUGGUCACCACGUUGCCCAGUUAGAUCCUCUGGGAAUCCUGGAGGCUGACCUGGACUCCUUCGUUCCGUCUGAUCUGAUCACCACCAUUGACAAAUUAGGUUUCUACGGUCUUGAUGAGUCUGACUUGGACAGGAGCUUCCAGCUGCCUCCUACCACCUUCAUCGGAGGAGAAAACACCACUCUUCCUCUGAGAGAAAUCAUACGCAGACUAGAGACAUCCUACUGCGGUCACAUUGGAGUCGAAUUCAUGUUCAUCAACAACGUGGACCAGUGUCAGUGGAUUCGUCAGAAAUUUGAGACUCCGGGAAUCAUGCAGUUCACUAAUGCUGAGAAGAGAACUCUGCUCGCCCGCCUGAUCAGAUCCACACGGUUUGAGGACUUCCUGGCCAGGAAGUGGUCAUCAGAGAAACGUUUUGGUCUAGAGGGCUGUGAAGUGCUCAUCCCUGCUCUUAAAACCAUCAUUGACAAAUCGAGUGCUGCGGGCAUCGACAGUGUGAUCAUGGGGAUGCCUCAUCGGGGUCGACUGAAUGUUCUCGCUAAUGUGAUCCGUAAGGAUCUGGACCAGAUUUUCUGCCAGUUCGACCCCAAGUUAGAGGCUGCUGAUGAGGGUUCGGGUGAUGUCAAAUACCAUCUUGGAAUGUACCACGAAAGGAUUAACCGCGAGACAGACAAGGACAUCACGCUGUCACUCAUGGCAAACCCCUCCCACCUGGAGGCAGUGGACCCAGUGGUAAUGGGCAAGGCCAAAGCUGAGCAGUUCUACAGAGGAGACACCCAGGGAAAGAAGGUCAUGUCCAUCUUGAUGCACGGUGACGCUGCGUUUGCUGGACAAGGAGUUGUGUAUGAGACCUUCCACUUAAGUGAGCUUCCCUCCUACACGACACAUGGUACAAUCCACGUGGUGGUCAAUAACCAGAUUGGCUUCACCACAGACCCUCGAGUUGCCCGCUCCUCUCACUACCCCACCGAUGUGGCUCGCGUUGUCAACGCACCCAUCUUCCACGUGAACGCCGAUGACCCCGAGGCUGUCAUGUACGUGUGUCAGGUGGCUGCAGAGUGGAGGAACACCUUCAACAAGGAUGUGGUCAUUGACCUGGUUUCUUACAGACGGUUUGGCCAUAAUGAGAUGGACGAGCCCAUGUUCACCCAGCCGCUGAUGUACAAACAGAUCCGUCGGCAGGAGCAUGUGCUGAAAAAGUACUCUGACAAGCUCAUUUCUGAGGGAGUGGUGACACUGCAGGAAUUUGAGGAAGAGGUUGCCAAAUAUGACAAGAUAUGUGAGGAGGCAUACACCAGCUCCAAGGAUGAAAAGAUCUUACACAUUCGACACUGGCUCGACUCCCCCUGGCCAGAUUUCUUCACAGCGGAGGGAGAGCCCAGGAGCAUGAGCUGUGUCCCCAGCGGACUGGAGGAGGAGGUUCUGCAGCACAUUGGCCACACAGCCAGCUCAGUGCCCCUGGAAGAUUUUAAGAUCCACCCCGGUGUGUCUCGUAUCCUGCGUGGUCGAGCUGACCUGGUGAAGAAUCGGCAGAUGGACUGGGCUCUAGGAGAGUACAUGGCCUUCGGUUCCCUUCUCAAAGAUGGCAUUCAUGUGCGGCUCAGCGGGCAGGAUGUAGAACGGGGCACCUUUAGUCACCGUCAUCAUGUUCUGCACGACCAAGAAGUGGACAAACGUAUCUGUGUUCCAAUGAACCACCUGUGGGCCAACCAGGCUCCUUACACUGUCUGCAACAGCUCCUUGUCAGAGUACGGAGUGCUAGGUUUUGAGCUUGGCUUUGCCAUGGCCAGCCCCAAUGCUCUGAUCCUAUGGGAGGCCCAGUUCGGAGACUUUCACAACACAGCCCAGUGUAUCAUCGACCAGUUCAUCAGCUCAGGCCAGGCCAAGUGGGUCCGCAACAAUGGUAUUAUCCUCCUGCUGCCACAUGGGAUGGAGGGAAUGGGUCCAGAACAUUCAUCAGCUCGACCUGAGCGCUUUCUGCAGAUGAGCAAUGAUGACCCUGAUCACUUCCCUGAGUUUAAUGGAGAUUUUGAAGUCCAGCAGCUGCAUGACUGUAACUGGAUCGUAGUCAACUGCUCCACGCCUGCUAACUACUGUCAUGUGCUCAGACGACAGAUUCUGCUGCCAUUCAGAAAACCGCUGAUUAUUUUCACUCCAAAAUCUCUGCUGAGGCACCCGGAUGCAAGGUCCAGUUUUGAUGACCUCGCCAAAGGCACUAAAUUCAAGAGGCUGAUUCCUGAUCAGGGUCCUGCGAGUCAAAACCCAGGGCAAGUGAAGAGGGUGAUCUUCUGCACUGGCAAAGUCUACUAUGAACUGGCUAAAGAGAGGAAACAGCAAACCCUGGAGAAAGAUGUCACCAUCAUCAGACUUGAACAGAUCGCUCCGUUCCCAUUUGACCUGGUCAGAGCGGAGGCGGAGAAAUAUGCCAACGCGGAGCUGGUCUGGUGUCAGGAGGAGCACAAAAACAUGGGUUACUACGAUUACGUCCGGCCACGUUUCCUCACAGUGAUGGCCAACAGGAAACCCAUCUGGUAUGUGGGACGGGACCCUGCAGCCGCGCCUGCGACAGGGAACAAGUCCACCCACCUGAAUGAGCUGAGGAGGUUCAUGGACACUGCUUUCAACCUGAGCGCCUUCCAGGGGAAGGACUUGUAAUGGAGAUCUGAAAUGAGAACCAGGCUGGAGGUGCAGUUUCAUCUCCGACCACCAUAGUCUAUUUAUUCUAUGAAGUCUUCACAUGGCACAGUUUUACAACUCUUAUAGAUUUGUGACAAUCUGAAGCAUAGUCUUAGUAAGCGUCAUUCUAACCCCUGAUAACCUUAUGUGAAAGAUUAGUCUGCAGCACUAGCUGAUUUAUGCUUGAAUCAGUCUACACAAUAUUUACGUCUGUAGAGAUGGUCACCGCAACAGAUUAAGAGAUCAUGAUUUUGUUCCGACUUGAACGAGAUCUGUGUCAGACUACAUGUUGAAUCCCAACCAGUCAUACUGUAGCUUGCAGACCUUCAUGACCUGCAACAGCUGUGGUGUCAGAGGCGUCAUGGAGGACACUGAAGAUGUUAUUAAAGUAGGUGGAAGAUGACAAAAAAUACUACUACCACUACUACUACAUGCAAGUCUUUCUAUGAUAUGUCCUAUAUGCAGAAUCAGUUGUCUUUCUGUAAUGCACUAAUGUAAUGCAUUUGACAGAGCAGCAAAUUGUUGUGGCCAGUAUUCAUUGCUAUUCCCUGGCCAUGCCCCAUGUCAAAUCAAAUCAUGUCAUUUUUAUUUAUAUAUCCCAAAAUCACCCUCUGUCAACCUUUAUCUUUAUUCCCUGAAUUUGGAGAGGGAAAACCUCCACAUGUAGGCUGAUCCCAGCUUUACUGCAACAAUCUGCACUUUAUUCAACCAACACUAUUCAGCAAAGGGCCUUUAUGGUCGUUUUGGUACAGUACAGUGUGUGUUUAUAGAGUGUUGUCUAAAGGGAACUAGACACAUUUCAGCCUCUACAGGGUGCUAAACCUCCAACACCGUGAUUUCAAAAUAAAGGUUACUUGCAAAAUUAUUCUACAAACAUUAAAUAUAAUCACUCCAUCACAGAAUUUUCACUUGAGCACCUACUGUAGAUAAGUGGUGAAGUAAUAACAGUACCUCCAAUAACAUUCACACACCAAAAUUCAAAUUUGUGACAAUCACUGUUUUAUGCAAUAGCUUUAGUACUGUAGAUAGCUCCAUUGCUUUUAUGCAGAAUACUAUUGUAAAUUUAUAGUAUUGAUUCACAUUUGUAUUGAUUUUUGUAAAUGAUGACCAGAUGCACACAAAACACUGACCGUUGUACUUAAGCACUGAAUGUAUAUCACAUAUCACCGAUAUGAAGACUGUUCUCAAAUUAAACACAGCAGUAGGUUUUCUGCCUGUAUUUACGUGGGCUACCUUAGCUGUAAAUGAAAGAGAGUUUGUUGUCACACCUCACUUCACCAGGAGACAUGAGCCAGCUGGCAUAGAGACUUGCAGCCAUGUUUUCUACUUAGGACAUAAGGCUCGGCUUCCUCUUCAGAGGCUGAGGGAUGCACACACACACACACACACACACACACACACACACACAAACACAGCAAAGCCUUGGAUGCUUUGAGAGCAAUAUUGACGCUUGGUUGUCAAAUUAAAAUCCCCAGGUAUUUAACAGAAUUGAUAUUAGUUACUUCUCUGCUUUGUAAUGCUCCGUAAAAUUAUGCCUCUUGUUUAACUGUACUGUAGCUUUCCUUUUCCACUUACAGCUGAAGAUUUAACCAUAAGCCAUGCACAAACAUCAGCUUCCAUAUUAAAUGACUUUAUAGGUUUAUGUAUUGUACUUAAUUAAUAGAAGAAAAAUACGUCCACAUAUCUGUUUGGGUACUGAAACAUACGCACAGCUUGAUGAGGUUGUACUAACACUAGGAAUAAUGACACAUACAAUAAAAUAUCUUUAAGAUCAAUAA
Seriola aureovittata is the source of this 6875-nucleotide messenger RNA. RefSeq names its product oxoglutarate dehydrogenase L (gene ogdhl). Lineage: Eukaryota; Metazoa; Chordata; Actinopteri; Carangiformes; Carangidae. Gene Ontology annotation, cellular component: mitochondrion; oxoglutarate dehydrogenase complex. Gene Ontology annotation, biological process: tricarboxylic acid cycle. Bases 2026 to 5076 code for a protein of 1016 amino acids. Gene Ontology annotation, molecular function: thiamine pyrophosphate binding; oxoglutarate dehydrogenase (succinyl-transferring) activity. The record is from RefSeq and is a predicted model, not a curated record. The transcript is spliced from 23 exons.